AUGGGAUGUUGUAAAGCCCUUGGGGAAGAAUGUGGCAUACGAAAGCUUGGAUUACGAUACAAUGACUCCAGAGCUUUCACUGAUGCUCCGGUAAGUUAGUUUUCUUAGUUAUAAGCUCAUUUUCAAAGGCUUUCAGAAAUUAGUGAAGUGGGGCAAAGUUAAGCGCACUCAACGAAAUGUUAAAAUGAGCGGAAGUCAUGAACUGAUGUGCGAUUUGAAAACAAAACUUUUACUUCUUUUCGCCGCAACGUGCCAGAAUUCUUACGACAUUCAUCAAGAUGAAUCUGGGCUCUCCGUUUAAGAGAAUUUCAGUGUUUGUGUUUUAGAUAUACUGACUUACAAUGAUGGCUAAACUUCGCUUUAGUAAUCUCAAUUUUCGCACCACAAGGACAAAAUAGCCGCAGGUGCUAUGAUCUCGAAAGUCAAAUAAUAGAAAAUUGAACUAAAAAAUAAGUUGAACAAAUAGGUUUUCAUACUCCAUGUUAGGUGGCUUACAAAGUUGUGUUGCCUCGACCUUUUCGAGAACUAUUCUGAGGAUUUGCAUACAUAAUAAUAAUAAUAAUAAUUAAUUAGAUUUGUUUGUGGCGUCGAAAACGCGGAAAUUUUCAUCGGAACAGGUCAAAAUGCGAUCGAUCCGUAGGGAUAAAGCUUUUAUCUCGACGAAUAUACUUUUUGCGGACAAAUGGGAAAGAAUUCCGUGACCGAACGUUAAUCAGUUUUCUCCAGGAAAACGCGGUAAUUUUAUUCAGUUGCAUCAUGAUUUUAUGGUUGGCUUGCCUUGAAUAAUAGGUCCCUCAUGCUUCAAUUCUCUUCAUUAGUAAAAGAAUUUAAAAUGUUUUUCUUACCCACUGCGCUUAAAACCGUUGGAUGCGUUCUGUCUUGUUAUGUCGCUUCACGAAGCUUCUUAAAAGCUAACCUUUAAAAGUCUCCUCAAACGUUUCAACUGUUGACUCAGUAAACAUGGAGUAGUGAGUGAAUAUUCGAUUUAACUGGUUUGAAGAACAAAAUGCCCUCACGCAAUUAAAAUGUUUUCCUUCCUUUCGGCACUUCACUUAGGCAGAGUUUCUAAAAAUAAAAAUAGCUGCCCUUUAAGUUUGUUGUUCUCUUCGAUUUCAAAAUUUCGUGUUAUGAAACAGUUCAGAUCAACUUUAAAAAAAUUGCGCGCUGCCUUAAGGGUGCAUGGAAGUCUAGCUGGGCUUGAGUCCGAAUGCGUCAAAACAAUGCAUGCACCUUUGUCCAAAGUCCUUAGAAUAGUUCUAAUGUUAGUAACACGCGCUUGCCAUCGAUUUCCUGCCGUGGUAAUCAAAACGCAAUGUUUGAAUAACAUAUGCAGAGAAACGUUUGAAAAUUACGAGCCGAAAACGACAAAAGCAAAAGCUUUUCCAGAUAAUGUUCUGUGAGGUUUUUUGAGAUUUCUUUGGGUUUACUUCUACUGAACGGCAAACAAUGGACCAUUUAAUGCGUAAAAUGAGUUCUUUUAAAAAUUUCCAUAAGCUUGUCGCUAUCAAGAGCAACAGAAGAGCGAUUGAAUUUUUUAGCGAGAACCUCUGUCAUCUCUUUACAAAACUUUUUGUUUAUUUGUUUUUCAUUCUUAAAAGCGUCAAGAGCAAUAAUUUGGUUGGGAAGAAAAUGCAUAUGAAACGAUAUAGGAAAUCAGUUUAGACGCGAGAUUCGACGGGGAUUUAUUGUUCUCUUGAUAUAAGACAUUUUCGGCGACUUAUUUUACGAAGUAACCUGUUCUAUAUUGCUGAAAGGCCUCAGCACAAAUGUUCAAUUCGGGUACCUAUUGUCCUUAUUGACUUAAAGGGAGGGCCAAACGGGAAAAAACAUUUGGUCCGAAAUCUUGACUGAGAACCAAAUAUGUUCCCUCCGGCCCGACCACACAAUCAAAAAGUACUUCAUUAUAAUUGUGACCACCAAACCUUUAAAAUUGUGAAACUAUGUAACGGAAGACUGCGCGCUGUACUAUAGCAGAAAAGAUUCUUCAAACUUUUCAUUUACUUUUCGCCGUGACAGAACAAGAAUCUCACAAUUCAUCGAACAUAACAGAAGUGAACAUUUUUUCCCGAUAACAUUUAUUCGAAACAGAACCUCGUUAGCGUGGCGUAGGAUAGAUUUUUGAGGAUCGGUUUACGUCAAACCAUCAGCUUCCAUUUUGGUUUUUUCUAAAGAAGUGCGUGAGCGGGGUGAUAUUGGUCUUGUGAUAAAAAGAAAAGUUUCUUUCACUAUCAACACCUCUUGAACGCUUUUAUACCAGUUUGGUUCAUAUUUUGUUUUUUUAUGAUAUUUGUGCAAGAACAUACACAGAACCACAAACGCAAUAUUCUGAAAUUAUUCUUAUAACUUUGAAGAAAGAGAUUUGAAUUUGAUAAAUGACAUUCAUCAUAGUAUCCUUUGCUUAAUUUUCUGAUCAAAAAUCUAUUUCAGCAGUUUUCCAUGAUUCCAUAGUCAACAUUCAUAUUCCACGAGUUUCCGGACCUAGACAGUAAUGAAAACGAGAUCCAGAACUGUCUUUUUACGUUUUUGUUUUUUUUCUUACACACAGGGCCUACCAAGACCACUGUUCGCCUUCCUCCGCUUAAUCUACGCUGCUCUGGCGGUAGCCGACCUGGUCUGGAUCGGCCUGGAUGAUCCGAGCGGAACCUGGGUCAUUCAUUUGCAGAAUUGGAGUCGAGUGGUGACCGCAUUAUAUUUCCUGACUGGUUCACUAACCGCAUUCCAUCGUUCGGCAUGCGGAUCCAAAGAGAACGAUAGCUACGACAUAAUCCAUUCGGAUUUUCCAGAUCACACUGGCGAUUCGAAUUCUUGCGCUUUAAAACCGGGCGAAAAAGACGAAAGCAUUGAAGUGGAUCCAUAUGAAAACCAUCUCUCAUGGCAUCACGAGGUGCUCUGGGUCCUACACACCCUCGCUUCCAACAGCACUUUUGUCUGCACGGUUGCGUACUUCGCCUUUUUCUUUGACGAGCGUUCCUCCUAUGUUUGGAUCUUCUACAUACCCAGGCACUCUCUCUACGUGUUCCUGAUGAUUGUCGACACACUGGCCAGUUACAUUCCCGUGAGGUUGUUGCACGUUGUGUAUGCCUACAUAUUCGGUGCCGCAUACGUUAUGUUCACUCUUGUGUUCAUCUUAACGGAAGUGAAGGUCGAUCUGCGUCUGAAUCCCAGCAUGUAUCCUUCGCUGGAGUCUGGUGAUGAGCCACUGAUCUACACAGCAUACCUAUCAAUAUUCUUAAUUGCUGGCUUUCCUGUGGCUCAAAUAAUCUACUUUCUCAUUCAUAAAUUCCGCACUUGGUAUAUUUCAAGAUGA
Pocillopora meandrina is the source of this 3307-nucleotide messenger RNA. NCBI's taxonomy places the organism in Eukaryota, Metazoa, Cnidaria, Anthozoa, Scleractinia, Pocilloporidae. The record is from the annotation of a GenBank genome assembly.